Messenger RNA from Desarmillaria tabescens, 1722 nucleotides. RefSeq names its product aryl-alcohol-oxidase from pleurotus Eryingii. The record is from RefSeq and is a predicted model, not a curated record. NCBI's taxonomy places the organism in Eukaryota, Fungi, Basidiomycota, Agaricomycetes, Agaricales, Physalacriaceae. The transcript has 10 exons. The coding region runs from base 1 to 1722 and encodes 573 amino acids. Gene Ontology annotation, molecular function: oxidoreductase activity, acting on CH-OH group of donors; flavin adenine dinucleotide binding.
AUGUUACCACUGCUCCUAGUCCUGGUGCCUUUAUGCUCAGCCGCCAUAUAUGAAAAAGUCGCAGACCUCCCUACACUAGACUUCGACUAUAUCAUCGUAGGAGGCGGGACAGCAGGAAAUGUCCUCGCCAAUCGUUUAACCGAAGAGUCCAAUACUUCCGUCCUUGUACUAGAAGCAGGAAACUCGUGUGUACCGUUCUUCUGUACACUGGCAACGCCCAACACACCUCUGGACUGGAAUUUUACUACGGUUCCCCAACCUGGCUUGAACGGACGGGCCAUCCCGCUCCCUAGGGGCUUCGGACUGGGUGGGAGUAGUGCAGUUAAUUAUAUGACGUACACGCGUGGUUCGUCCGAAGACUACGAUCGAUAUGCCAGGACCAGUGGAGACGAUGGUUGGGGAUGGGAUAAAAUUCAGCCGUACUUCCGCAAGAACGAACGCUUCGUCACUCCCGCAGACCAUCACAACACCACAGGGGAAUUUGACCCCAAAGUGCAUGGCUUUCAUGGCAUAAACUCGGUCACAUUACCUGGAUAUCCGCGCGCUAUUGACAAUCACGUUCUUCAAACUACCAAGGAGCUUCCGGACACAUUUCCGUUCAAUUUGGAUUUCAAUUCGGGGUAUCAGUUAGGGAUCGGAUGGGAACAAACAACUGUAGGGAACGGGACACGGAGUAGUUCACAGACCUCGUAUCUCGGGCCUGGGUAUAUUGAUAGGAAGAAUUUGCAUGUGCUCGUGCAUUCGUACGUUACGCGGAUUCUUGUGGCCAACACCUCGGACUCGCAUUUGCCGCGCUUUAAUACCGUCGAGUUUACGCAAGAUGCUGGAGGUAAGGAUGCUUUCUCUUUAAGGUCCCAGAAAAUCAUCCUGUCAGCCGGUUCUAUUGGAACACCCCAUAUUCUGCUUAACUCGGGUGUUGGAGACGCUGACGAACUUUCUGCGCUGGGUAUUACUCCGACCGUGAACCUCCCUGAUGUCGGGAGAAAUCUGACAGAUCAUCCGAGGUGGAGUCUUGUAUGGAGUAUUAAUGAUACAAGCACGAUAGAGAUGUAUUGGAGAAAUGAUACGUUCCAAGCGGAUGCUUUAGCAGAGUGGGAAGCCAACCGAACAGGUUACAUUGCGAGCACAGUAUUAAACCAUAUCGGCUUCUCGCGUAUAGGAGAAGGUCUCCUAGGAGAAGAGCCUUGUGCUGGUAAUCUGACGGCACACUAUGAGCUGAUAUUCGCUAGCGGAAUUUUCGAGAGCACAAUCCCGGCAACCGGGAACUACUUUACUACAACGAUUGUUCUACUAUGCCCGCUCUCUCGCGGAAGCGUCACCAUCAAUAGCACUAAUCCUCUCAACCCUCCGUUGAUCAACCCCAAUUUUUUCUCCCAUCUGCAGGAUAUAAUAGCCAUGCAGUAUGCCGUAGAAGGUGCCCAGAGGUUCACCUCGGCACCAGUGUGGAAGGACUAUAUCAUCGCCCUGACCACCAAUAUUACGGACUUGGAAGACAGCAUCAGGAAUGAAGCGGGGUCGACAGACCAUCAGGUCAGUACCGCGAGUAUGUCCCCGUUCGAUGCGGAUUGGGGAGCUGUGGACCCGGAUUUGAGGCUUAAGAAGGCAAUGGGAGUGAGGGUCGUGGAUGCAUCUGUCUUGCCUUUCAUUCCUGCUGCUCAUGCACAAGCAGCAGUCUAUGUGAUUGCGGAGAGGGCCGCCGAUUUGAUAAAGGGAUGGAAAUAA